Messenger RNA from Funneliformis caledonium, 270 nucleotides. Lineage: Eukaryota; Fungi; Glomeromycota; Glomeromycetes; Glomerales; Glomeraceae. The record is from the annotation of a GenBank genome assembly.
AUGAGAAAAUCCCAAAUUAUUGAUAACCCUUCAAAUUCUUUGGAAAAUAAUAAAUCAAAUGAUGAUAGCAUUGAUUUAGAUAAACCUGAUGAUAAUGACAAAUGUGAAUAUGAAGUAGACGAAAAAUCUGAAAUUGAACAAAUUAUAUCAUUCAAUUUGGUUAUAAAAUCCUCUACUAUAUCAUUUAAGGCAGAAAAACAAGAGGAGUUAGAGCAUAGUUGGAAGAUAUACAAGAUUACAAAAAAUUUCUUUCAGACUAUAAGAAAUUGA